UUCCCGUCUGCGGAGGACAUGCGCUCGGGUGGCGCGGCCCGGGCCUGCCGCAGCGCCUGCAGGUGCUGGCUCUCCGGGUGUGCGGGCCCUGCAGAUGGGCCGCAGCAGCUGGUGGGGCCCGAGCGUGCCGAGGACCGGGAGCCGCUGGUAGACCUCUGCCGAAGAAGGCACUUCCUCCGCGGGACGCCGCAGCAGCUCAGCCCGGCUGCUCUCCUGAGCGGGUGCCACCCGGGCUUUGGACCUUUGGGUGUAGAGUUACGAAAGAACCUAGCCUCACAGUGGUGGUCCUCUAUGGUGGUGUUCAGAGAGCAGGUCUUCCCGGUGGACGCCCUCCACCACGAGCCAGGUCCCUCGCAGCCCGGGGACAGUGCCUUCAGGUUAGUUUCUCCAGAAUGUAUACGCGAAAUCUUGCAAGACAAAGAGCUGAGUAAGGAACAGCUAGUGGCAUUUCUUGAGAACUUAUUAAAAACUUCUGGGAAACUACGGGAGACUCUUCUUCACGGUGCCUUGGAGCACUAUGUUAAUGGCCUGGAGCUGGUAAACAGAAGGCUACCCUAUGGUCUUGCUCAGAUUGGAGUGUGUUUCCAUCCUGUUUUGGACACUAAACAGAUACCCAGCAGUGUCAAAAGCGUUGGUGAAAAGACGGAGGCUUCAUUGGUGUGGUUCGCUCCUGCAAGGAGUUCCAGCCAGUGGUUUGACUUCUGGUUGCGGCAUAGGCUCCUGUGGUGGAGAAAGUUCGCUAUGAGUCCAUCUAACUUCAGCAGCACCGACUGUCAGGAUGAAGCAGGGCGGAAGGGAAGCAAACUUUACUACAGCUUUCCCUGGGGAAAGGAGCCAAUAGAGACGCUGUGGAACCUAGGAGAUCAAGAACUCCUAAACACAUAUCCUGGGAGUGCGUCUACAUUACAGGGUCGAGAUGGUCGGAAAAAUGUGGUUCCUUGUGUUCUGUCUAUGAAUGGGGACUUAGACGUAGGCGUGCUGGCUUACAUCUACGAUUCCUUCCAGCUCACAGAGAACUCCUUUGCAAGGAAGAAGAGCUUUCAGCGAAAGGUGCUUAAACUCCACCCGUGUUUGGCCCCUAUUAAGGUAGCUUUGGAUGUGGGGAAAGGCCCAGCAGCAGAGCUGAGACAGGUUUGUCAAGGGCUACUUAAUGAAUUUCUAGAGAAUGGGAUUUCUGUAUGGCCUGGUUAUUUGGAGACUGUGCAGUCUUCAUUAGAGCAACUCUAUUCCAAGUAUGAUGAAAUGAGCAUCCUCUUCACAGUUCUGAUUACUGAGACUACUUUGGAAAAUGGAUUGAUCCAGCUGAGAAGCAGAGACACCACGAUGAAGGAAAUGAUGCAUAUAUCCAAACUGAAAGACUUUCUGGUCAAGUAUCUAGCAUCUGCCAAAAAAGUGUAGGUCUUCAUAGUUCUGUAAUAAAUAUUCUGUGUUGAUUUAUUAGCUUACAUUAAUAUGGAUUUUGCCCUUUUGCAUUUAUAAAGCGCACAUUUUUGUCUCUUUC
Messenger RNA from Phodopus roborovskii (desert hamster), 1501 nucleotides. RefSeq names its product DNA polymerase gamma 2, accessory subunit (gene Polg2). The record is from RefSeq and is a predicted model, not a curated record. Gene Ontology annotation, biological process: mitochondrial DNA replication. The transcript is spliced from 8 exons. NCBI's taxonomy places the organism in Eukaryota, Metazoa, Chordata, Mammalia, Rodentia, Cricetidae. Bases 19 to 1398 code for a protein of 459 amino acids. Gene Ontology annotation, cellular component: mitochondrion; cytoplasm.